This is a messenger RNA of Crotalus tigris (Tiger rattlesnake), 2339 nucleotides long. It is a transcript of the gene HPS4, whose product is annotated as HPS4 biogenesis of lysosomal organelles complex 3 subunit 2. Lineage: Eukaryota; Metazoa; Chordata; Lepidosauria; Squamata; Viperidae. Bases 138 to 1619 code for a protein of 493 amino acids. The record is from RefSeq and is a predicted model, not a curated record. Gene Ontology annotation, biological process: vesicle-mediated transport. The transcript has 12 exons.
CCCGGCUGCCGAGGGCGCCUCUGAGCACGGGCAGAGAGCCGCGCAGGGGCCGGAGACUGCAGCCCCCCCCGCCGAUCCCCCGCGCCCUCCCCUCUUCCCGCCUGUAGGUCCCGCUGCGGAGGCGCCGAGAGCCCAGAAUGGCCGCCGCUCCCCCCGCCUGGUGGCGCUGCUUCUUCCUCUACGACGCCGCGAAAGUGAGGGGCGAAGGCGACCCCACCCGCGCCGGGAUCUGCUGCUUCCACCCGCGCCAGGCGCCCCGCGACGAGCAGGAGCUGCUGUGCGGACAGAUCGCCGGCGUGGCCCGCUGCGCCCUGGAGAUCUCCGGCUCCCCGCCGGGCCUCAUCCGGCUGCGGAGGCUCAAGUUCGCGCUGGAAGCGCAGGGCACCUACUUGUGGGUUCUGGGCUGCACCGCCGACCUCUCGGACCUCAGCUGCAGGCGGCUCCUAGAGCGGCUGGUCGGCCUCUUCCGCUUCUACAACGGGCCGGCUUCUCGAGCCUACCUGGACCGCUCACCGGAGGAUCUGGACCGGGAGUGGGAACUGUAUGUGAACCACCUGCAGCAAAGCUCCAGUGACCUUCACCGGGUUUUUAACUCCCUCUGGGCCUUAGACAAAACCAAGGUGGACCCUUUGCUCUUGUUGAAAGCUGCCCUCAUCCUGCAGAGCUGCCAGCGUUCUCGCCACGUGCUGGCCGGCUGCAUCCUCUACAGAGGCCUGGUGGUCAGUACACAGCUGCCACCUGAGCUCACCGCCAGAGUUCUGCUGCAGAAGGGAAAGGAGGAUGGAGGUAGUGGGAUGGAAAAGGGGGCAGCGCAGCUCAAAGAGGGUAAGCUGGGAGGCUGGGCAUGGCUCCUUUGGGCACCCCAGGCCCCACUACCCACUUGCCAAGCUCCUCCUGAGCCCCUGAGGAUUCUAAAUUGCUCUUUAGGUGGUUCCCUGACCACCUUUGGGCCAACAAGUUUGCCGCCGGGGGUCUGUGUCAUACCUGUUUACCUCUUGGAGGACGAAGCAACCGCUCUGCAGGAACUGCCUGUGGAAUGGAUGACCAGGGGGUCCCAGAGCAAAGGCAGUGAGAUUCCCGCAGGAGGGGCAGAUGUAGCCCACUUGGUGAGGAUGGCCUUGUACGUUCACCACAUCCGGGGCCUGGUGCUGGUCCUCCUGGCCGAAGACCCCUUGGUGAGCUCCGCAGACCUCAUGGAGGACGUGUAUCACAGCAGCCUUGCCUCCCUGAACGGCCUGGAGGUCCACCUGGCAGAGACCCUUCCCAAGGGCCCCCUCACCUCAUCCAGGAGCACCUACAACUUUGCCCACUAUGACGCCGUCCAGAACAUCCUCACCACCAACGUCCUGCAGACCACGAGCCCUGAGGACCAGCUCUUCCUGCAAGCCACCGGCCUGAUCCACGCCACCUUUGAGCAGCUGCCCACAGCCUCUGAACUGACACUCAGAAACGCCGCCACGGCUGUCUAUGGCUGCCGGAACACCGUCCAGGAGAGCUACUAUCAGCAGAGGGGUUCACCGCCCUACAACUCAGGGGUGCCCAACCCUCGGGACAGCAUUGUCGGUCUGCCCGGCAAGGCCAGGCUGAAGCUGCUCAAGCAUGGGGUGAACCUGCUCUGAAGCUGGAGAUGCGCUCCUGGUGCAGAUCUCGGUGGACUCCACACCCAUCCAGGACUGCCUCCGUUUUGGCGCAGAGGCUUUUGAGCCCUGCCGAAUGCACUUGGCCCACCGACUCCUUGCCACAUCUCCCCCAGGUGUGCCCGCUGGUGGCUCUGCCUGAAGAAGCCGCGGCCUCUUAGCCAAAGCGAGCAGCAGUUCAGCUGCAGCCUCAUCUCGGGUCUUGCCUGCCCUGGGUUGUUCCCAUCUUCAGGUGGGGAAAGCGCUCUGGUGGGACUCUCUCCGCCCCUCCACCCUCCCCAGUGCCUUCCGGGCCCCCUUCAGGCUUGGGAAAAGAGAGGGGCUCUGGCACUGGCAGAGCCUUUGAAAAGUGACUUGGCUCCAGGGCAGAGCACGACUGCUGCUCCCCCUGCCAGAAGAGGAGGGGGGGGAGCUGCAGCAGUUGAGGGCGUUCCUCCAGUCUCUCUGGAAGGUGCUUUCUGAAUGGCAGAAGGUGGCACUCGGGAGCCUUCACCCACGUUGCUGCUGGCACUCUUCCAGGCUUUCCUAUUUCCUAUUCCAGCCCCUUCUCCUGCACUGAGAUGGACUCCUCUGGGGCUCCCCCCUGUUCUGGAUUCUCUGGAAAUGUUUGUUCUGUGGAAAAGCAGCGAAGGGUGGGGGGUAAACAGGGGUCUGGGUUCAGAUGCAGCCUUCAGCCCAGAAUAAAGCUGCCAACUUCUGCUC